AUGCAGCCAAUCGGAUCGAGAGUUCUAGAAAAAGGUACUAAAAUGAGAGUAAACGUUUCGGUUAAAAUGUGCACUGGACACGACGGGACGAACCAGGAAGAGAAGUUUGGAUUGUUGUUGUCGACCUGGUGGGUAAAAUCAAGUUUGUGGCUUCAAAAUGAUAGUUUCUUCAUUUUACUUGUCUUGAUAAGGAAAAAAGUGAAAAAGGGAGGGGUACUUACCAGGGGUGCGCAAGCGUUACUUUUCAUUUGUAACUUGUCUCUGUGAUUUCAGAUUCGAUGGACAAGAUUCUGUUUGUUAUCAACGGUCUUUAUCGCGAGCAAGUGCCAAAAGUAUUUGACAAGAAACUUCAACCGGUCGAGCUUAUCUUACCGGGAAAAAACGCCUUUGUACAGAUACCUACUGACUCUACAAAAGAAAAUCUUUGAUUACUGAUUAGAAGUUGUAUUUGUUGAUAGUCGCUCAUUAACCUUAGGGAAAUGAAUAAACAUAUCAUUAUCUAUUAAGCUGUCGUAAUGUCUUUUCAAUUUUUAAAAUUAAUUUCUACAGAGUUGUAGAACUGACAUAUUAUAUUGUGACCAAUUGGAUUCACAUUGCUGUACGUAAUCGUACACACUUUGCUGUCAUUCACGUUAAAAAAACAAUGACUCACGUUCGCGACACUCCUUUUUUAUAAAUGUUAAUAAAAGAGCAAUGUCAUAUCAUAUAAGGACCUCUUCUUAAAUAUUGUUGUCUAAUAUUUGCAAUAUUUCCAAAAAUUCGACCAAUAUAAAGACAGACCAAUAUAUAUUGUCAGAACAUACUAUUACCUUAAAAUACCCUAAAAUGAUACUCAAAUUUACUGUGCUUCUAAUAUUACUGCCAUUUUCAUUAGCACAAACUUCGUAUACGUUUUCUUACAGCUACAAUCAAUGUAAGUUAUUGAUCAUUUUUUGUUACACUAUGUUACAGUAGCAGUUUAAGCCCAUAUUAGUACUAAGCACAAGCUUAUCUGUACCAUAAGUAGCUCGAAUGUUUUGGUAGUUGUUGGUAAUUACGUAUAACAACAAAUUGUAUAUUGUUGUUAUAUUCAACUCAUGUUAAUUUUUAAAAGACAAUAUCAUAAAACUUUUAGCAAACGAACAGACAUUUUACAUAGAGACAUCGCUGGGAUCUGAUAAACAGAAGAUAAAGCUUGGACUAGACACAAAUAGACCAAUAAGUCUCUUCUUCAGCCCAAAAUGUGUCCAAGACAAGUGUGUUACAGAGAAUGUUGAGUACCAGUACGACAACACGUAGGUCGUUUUGUCUUGUAGCUUUACACAUACUACAGAUCAGCAACUUGUAUAUGUUAACUGUAUUGAGUAGAGUAGAGUACUGUAGUAUAGGGUAGUGUAGGGUAUGAUGGGGUACAGUAGGGCAGGGUAAUGUAGGGUAGCGUAGGGCAAGGUAGAGUACAAUAGGGUAGGAUAAAGUAAGGUAGACUAAAGUAGGGUAAAAUAAGGUAUGGUACGGUAGGGGACGAUAAAAUACGGUAAGGUACUGUUGGGUAUGGUAAAAAGCUCUCUAAAUCAAUGCCCCCGAAAAUAUUUUCAGAAAAACAGGCGGCAAAGACCUUGACAAACCAUACCAAGACGAAACCUACAACAACAUCGCCAAAUGGUCGGGCAAACAAUUCUUGGAUACGAUCAAGUUUGGUCCUCAAUAUUAUAAAGAUCUGACCAUUGCUGUGGUCGACUCAUCCAGUUCGGCCGAAAAAGUGGACUGGAAUGGUUAUUUGGGGCUGAGGACAGGCGGAGAGCUGAUAAUUAAGGUUAUGAAGGAAGCACAGUAUCCACAAAUCACUAUCCAGGAGGGGCGUGGCUUCAUACCCAAGGUAACGUUAGUAAUGUCACUUUCACUUUCAUUUUUGAGUUAUCCUCCAUCCCCAACUUCUGUUUCUUACCGUCUUUAUAUUACCUUUCAGAUAUUAAAUCUUUCCCCUUAGGUAUUAAAUUAUCUUCCAGAAUAACAUAUAUGUUUUAGAAGAACAAACAAGUGGCCAAGUUCAGUUACGGCUCUUUUACUUUUGGCAGUCGCGAUGCUAAAGGCUGUGGAAACUUUACCUUCUUCAACACGACUAAUCACAACAAUCAAUGGGCACUAAAAGCUAUGUAAGAUCUUUAUACUGUAUCUCUAGAGCAACAAAUUUUUUUUUACUUUAAUCUUAAGCUAGUGUUACUUUAACUUAAAGUUUGAACUAAGCAUAAGAACAAUAUACUACAAGUUAAACAAAUAAAACAGUUUUCAGAGUAAAAAUAGGUAAUACCAAGUACGACUUCCAUAAUGUAGCUCUGAACAUUGGGAGACGAACCCAGAUACCUCAAAAUGCCUUCGACGAAUUCAAGUUAAUGGAGGAUAAAACAAGUUUAAGCGACAUUCCGGACAUCAGAUUCGUUGAUGACAAAGAGUACGUACUCAAGGCAGAAGACUUUGCUUGGUAUAACAAGGACGUAAGUGCUACAGUAAAAUCAUAACAUUACAACGCCAUUUUACAAUAAAAACCUAAUUAAAAUACCAUUUUACAUUACCAACCUAAUUAUUUUGCCAUUUUACAGACCAACAGCUGGAGGACUACAGUGAGCCAACACCUACAGAACUGUACCGUUUCGCUUUGGGAAGCGAAUUCCUACAAAACUACUGUGUAGCCCUGUCUUCUGAUGCCAAUGUAGCCAACAAACAAAUUGGAUUCGCUGAGAAUUUCAACAACAAAAGCAGCGACAUUAAGUCAGCUACGUUAACAUCACUGAUACUUGUUGUUUUCUCUUGCUUUACGCUGUAA
Bursaphelenchus okinawaensis is the source of this 2800-nucleotide messenger RNA. The record is from the annotation of a GenBank genome assembly. NCBI's taxonomy places the organism in Eukaryota, Metazoa, Nematoda, Chromadorea, Rhabditida, Aphelenchoididae.